Messenger RNA from Andrographis paniculata, 2444 nucleotides. RefSeq lists its product as uncharacterized. Gene Ontology annotation, cellular component: nucleolus. The record is from RefSeq and is a predicted model, not a curated record. Lineage: Eukaryota; Viridiplantae; Streptophyta; Magnoliopsida; Lamiales; Acanthaceae. Bases 39 to 2324 code for a protein of 761 amino acids. The transcript is spliced from 4 exons. Gene Ontology annotation, molecular function: histone H3K4 demethylase activity; histone H3K36 demethylase activity.
GGAGGAGCCGCGGUGGCAGCUGGACAAGAAAGAAGAAGAUGGAGAUCGGAGGAAGUCUAGCGAAGAAGAAUAUGAAGAAGCAGAAUAGGAGCAUGCGACGGAAGCAGAAUCAGAAGCUUUUCGCUAUACUGUUGGCGGCCUGUUGUUCCGAGUCCCGCGAUCCAAUACUCAUUAAGAAAUGCCUGAACGAACUGCUCCGGCGCCUUCCUCGUGCUCCUCUGUCUCCAUUCCUUUCCCUGCUUCCGGAGCUUCUCAAAUCCAAUUAUACUGAAAUUCAGCGUGAGAGCUUGGAGAUUAUCGGUGCUGCAGCCAUAGCAUCGAUUGAGAUGAAUGAGAAGGUUGCCAUGGAGGAUGAGAUAGUCGAGGGGUUAAUAUCGAACUGUGGAAGUACUAAACCAGAGAUUGCAAUGGCUGCCUGCAAUGCAAUGUUGGAUUUAUCCACAGCAUCGAUUGGACGUCGACGCUUGGUCGAAUUCUCUGCAAUCAAGAGUCUUCUUCUUUGCUUUAUACAGGAAUCCGAAACUCCGGUUUCCACAGUUUCUCUUGCUGAAGAACUAAAAUUGAUCGAGGAAGAUGAAUAUCGAAUUCUGCUUCUCCGUUGUGCUAUCACUCUCGUCAAUUCCUGCUCAGUCGAAGAACUUCAUCAUAUACCAACAAAACUUUCUGAAAAAUUUACCGAACUUUUGAAACUUGUAUGGAGAGCAGCACAUAGACAACAGCUAUGCAGCAUUUCUUCCGGAUGUGAUCAGAUACGUAAGCUCGGCAUCUCAAUAAGUAGUUUGGCUGAAAGUAUAUUCAGGUUAUCUCUAAAAUAUGAUCAAGAUCCGAGAUCAAAAGAUUUUGAAAAUGUUAAGAAAAGCAUUUUUGAUUCGGGAGAAGUUAGCAUUGAACAAUUUUUGUCAGAGAUAUGGGAGGUGUCUCCGAUGCUUAUAGCGAAUAUCUCCGAAGCUGCAAUGAGGUCGAUGUUCAGUCCUUUUGUUAAAUAUCUUGGCCGAAAGGAGGAAAUACCUAAAUUUAUUACCUCGAUGCUAAAAGACACUAUUUCUUGCCCGGCAAUGGCCUCGGACGAUCUGGAUAUUAUUCAUGUCAUCGACGAAUUAAAGAAAGAGCUCGGUUGCCGUAUAGUCUACAAUCAGGAUAUACGCGUUGUGAAAACAUCGUGCGGGGGAAGAGAGUCGCACUAUUUUCAGAAUCAAUUUGACUCUAGCUGCACCUCGACUCCUCAUGUUUUCGGUAUCGAUGAUUUGAAAAAAUGUGAAGAAGCAUUCAAUCAAGGUUACUCGAUAGCGCUGCGCGGCGUGGAAUUUCGAUUUCAAUCUAUUGCAACUAUCGCUAAUGGAUUAGCGUCUCUCUUUGGGCAGCCUUCAGCCGGCGUCAAUAUGUACUUGACACCGUCGAAUUCGCAAGGCCUCGCUCGCCACAGCGACGAUCACUGCGUUUUUGUAUGUCAACUUAUCGGUGAGAAAAAAUGGACAAUAUUUCCUCGGUCCAAUUCCCAGUUACCUCGUUUGUACGAGCCUUUUGAAAGCUUGCAUGAUUUGGGAGGGGAAAGUCCGGAGAUUAAUGGUUGUCGACAUUUUCUUCUGAAAGAGGGCGAUGUUUUGUACAUCCCUAGAGGUUUCCCACAUGAAGCAAGAACUGGUGCAGCGGAUGAUCAAAAUAUUGACGAAAAUAUUGGAUUCUCCCUACAUCUGACCCUAUCUGUCGAAGUCGAGCCUCCAUUUGAAUGGGAAGGCUUCAUGCAAGUAGCAAUGCAUUGUUGGGACAAAAAAGUGUUGUCAUUGCUCCGCAAAUCGAACGAUUCUAUGGAAUGGAACCUACACGUACUCGCCGUAAGGCUCAUGCACGUCGCAAUAAAAUUAAUCGGCGACAGUGACCUGGCGUUCCGGAAGGCUUGCUUAGUUGGCGCUACGGCACUGCCUUCUUACAAAACUCAUCUUUCUAACAAUCAGAACGAUGUUUUCAAGAAUUUGGUCGAUAGAAUUGCGAACGAGGCCAGAUUUUCGGAUGCCCUCCGACAUACGGAGUCGGCUGCUCGGAGAAAUGAAGAUCCUCUCGAGCAUAUAAAAUGGAUUGCGGAAAUGAAGGGGCCGGAGAGUUCGAAUAUUUCAUCUUUAGAUUGCGAUUAUAAUCCCGAGUUAUCGUCGUCGACACAAAUAAACAGUGAAGCUGCGUUUUUGCAGGUGCAAGGGAGGUUUUGUAAUGAAAUAAGGUUGGAAGAGGUGGAACAACAGUACAAGGCUCUGCUGGAGAAGUACAAGAAGGUUAGAAGGCAAUACAACGACGGUAUGCUUUCGCUUCAUUCUGCAAUUACUUCUUCCUAAUGCAGCAUUUAAUAUUUGAGCCGGCCCGGCGCUUUAAUCCAAAGAUAUUCUUGAGUGUACAUACGUAACUGCUGAGUGUAUUCGUGUUUAUAUUUAAAUAUUAAUUAUUAUUUCAAAAUA